AGCGGUUGCCUUGGAUACAUGACGCAUCUCUGGGCCUUUCCUUGUAACCAUGGAGCUGGGAGUUGACAGGGCCUUCCCAGUCUCUCCGAUGAUGUCCAAGGGCUGCAGUGGGCGACGGAAGACCCAGAUUCCAGAGUUUAUCCAGAGUGGGACAGGCACAACAACAACCCAACAUUCCAAAGACAAAGACGAGGAGAGGAGGACAUGGGACACGGGUGGUUCCAGGAAGAAUUUUACCAUGGCACCCACCUCCAGGUAUAUGAGUGAUAGGAGACAGUACUCUAUGAGGAAACCUCUGGUCACCACCACAGAGCAGCAGACCUCCAUCCUAAAGAAUUCAUACCUACAGGAGCACCCAAAAAACGUGAGCUAGGCGUGUAUAUGCUUUGUAACAAAUGCAUUGACUGCUACAAUUGUAUGACUUCUGAGAAGUAUAAAGAACACGUUAGAUUGAUUACCUUUGACUUAAUUUUUUUGCUUUGAAACAAAUUAUACUUCUACUGUACAAAUAACAACAAUGAACACCACAUUGUAUGUUAGCUGUACCUAAUGUCCUACUCCUACUCUAUCCCUCACCAUAGGAGCGACUGUGGGAAGGUAGCAGUAAUGAAGCAGACCAUCAUAGAGCGUUUGACUUCCAGACUAGACGGGCUGAACAGGAGUCCCCAGACAACCUCAACCCCUCUCAGGCUGACAUCUCACCCUGCUCAGCCUCCAAAGAGGACCUCAACACCUCCCUGGGGGUGUCUGAUCUCAGGAUAUGGCUGUCACACGAAGAACCCACCUUCAACUCAUUACACCUGGGCAGCAGGCCCGGCCGACGUAGCCUCUCCAGCCCACCCCUGGAGGUCCAUAGCUUCUCUACUCCACAAAGACCCAAGUGGACCUCCACUCUGCUAUCCUCCCUCUCGCCUUCCUACAUCCCCCCUUUGCGCCCCUCCAGACAGAGAUGGACAGAGCUGAGAGUGGUUGCAGGGGAAGUUUAUCAAUCACGUGAAGGAGGAGGGGAAACCUAUCUAAACGUAGGCCCUUCAGUGGGCUACUCCAAGGGCCGCUCCAACCCUGUGCUCCACACCAUGUCCCCCCACCAGGCCAACUACUGGCCCUGCGCCAUUACCAGCUCCCUACCCCCCUCCCCAGACCGACACUCUUCGAGCUGGGACCCUGAUAAGGAGUACCAGGCCCUCCUGGACUACACCUACCCCCUGAGGCCAGGUAGGGUGGUGGGUGGGUGGGAUACCUCAGAGCUCGGGGGUGGGUCUCUCAUCCAGACAGACCCAGGCCUCCAGGAUUCAGGGAUAAAACUGGACCGCCUCUGCAGCUCCACCAGCCUAUCAGCUUUGGACUUUUCCCUAAGUGUCACGGCAGGGGUGGGCACUAGUAGGGCCGGGGAGAGUGGGAUGCUGGGUAUAGGUCAGAGGUCAUCUGAGCUGCGUGGGUUCUCACACUCCAAGUCCUCUGAUGGUCGCCUCUCCAGUAGCCACUUCUCCUUUGCGGACCCUAUUGGUCUAUCCGUGGAGAGUCUGGACUGUAGUGGAGGUGGUAGUGGUCUGAACCAUUCGCAUCGUAGUGGGGAAGGUCACUACCGCCAACAUGGCAGCUCCUCCUCCUCUUCCACCACGUUCAUCCGCACAACCAGUAUCCUUCCCCGGCCAGGGUACCUCGGAGUGUGGGAUUGGGACGAGGAGUUCUGGCCUCUCCCGGAGCAGUUGGAGGAGCUCCAGGGUUUGUCCCGGCAGGUCAGGGAGGUGACGGCCCAACUCAGCCAGCCUGUCACAGACUACUGGGACUCCCUGGAGAGGGGGAACACCUCCGUCCAGUCCUCUAUGACCCUGGCAGAGAAACAGGAGGCAGAGGAGGAGAGAAAAGAACAGGAGCAGAAUGAGGAGGAAGAAAGGGAGGACGAGAAGGAGAAAGAGGAAGUGUCCAUUUCUGAAGCACUUCAAUACAUCAAUAAAGGUAUGUGUUGGUGGCAGCAUUUCAGUAGGCUCUAUUAUUCUAUGGUAUUUUAUAGUAUUUGUAAUAUUUUUCAACUUAGCAUGUUUGACUUCAAACACUUUUCGUCUCUGAAGCGGUCCAUAGUGGGGAGUCCUCCCAGGCAGCCAGAGGCUCUGGUCCUAGGAUGAAGGCUGGGGUAGUAGGUAGGGGAGUGAGAAGGGCCAUUCUGAGGGAGAAGGUGGGCAUGGUGGACCAGCUGAGUGGACUAACCCUGCCUGAGUUCCAGACGUGGAGCCAGGGGGAGCAGGAGAACAGGGGGUCCCUCAUGCAGCACAUCCAGGUUAGGACAGAGAGCUAAGAUGAUCACUAUAUUUUGUGCAAUAUAAUGACAAGCAUAUGCCACUGCCACCAAUACAAUGUAGCAUAAUGCAAUAUGAUACAGAACACAAUGAAAUACAAUACACAUUACACAAUCUAUGCAAGGUGUUGAUAAUGGUAUAUUGCAUAAUACAUGUACAGUACAUAGGUCUCAUCUCUCUUAAAGGUGCUACACACAGGAUAAAAAAUAAAUAAUGACAUUGUCAUUUCUGAAAAUGUCCAUAAUACAUUGAGUGUACAAAACAUUAGGAACACCUUCCUAAUAUUGAGUUGCAUACCGUUUUUUUGCUCUCAGAACAGCCUCAAAUUGUCAGGGCAUGGACUCUACAAGGUGUCGAAAGCGUUCCACAGUUGGCUGGAUUUCCUUUAGGUGGUGGACCAUUCUUGAUACACACGGGAAACAGUUGAGCAUGAAAAACCCAGCAGUGUUGCAGUUCUUGACACAAACCGGUGCGCCUGGCAUCUAUUACCAUACCCCAUUCAAAGGCACUUCAAUCUUUUGUCUUGCCCAUUCACCCUCUGAAUGGUAACACAUACACAAUCCAUGUCUCAAUUGUCUCCAGGCUUAAAAGUAUUUAUUUAACCUGUCUUCUCCCCUUCAUCUACACUGAUUGAAGUGGAUUUAACAGGUGACAUCAAUAAGGGAUCAUAGCUUUCACCUGGAUUCACCUCGUCAGUCUAUGUCAUGAAAAGAGCAGAUGUUCCUAUUGUUUUGUACACUCAGUGUAUAUCUGGCGCUAAUAGUGGAAUGAUGGUGUUUCACAGUAUUACUUAGCCGGCAGUGUUGUGAUAUUUGCUCAAAUUCUACACUGUUCACUCAAUUUCAGUUUAUGUGAGAAUAAUGCGGGGGGCCAGUAUAAAAAAAAUAUGUAUUCACUAACUGUAAGUCGCUCUGGAUAAGAGCGUCUGCUAAAUGACUAAAAUGUAAAUGUAAAUAUUUAUGUGAGAAAACAAGCAUUGAAUAUUGUAGGGAAUCAUUGUACCAUCUAAAUCGCUUUCAAUAAGAACAAAUAUUCUUACUUUCGGUUUUGGUCCACCAGCUUCAAACAGCGGUUUGAUCCACCAGCUUCAAACAGCUGUAAAAACUAUAUUUUUUUAUAUUGAAAAUAUAUUUCACAGCGAUUUAGAUGGUACAAUGAUUCCCUACAUUAUUCAGUGCUUGUUUUCUCACAUAAAUAUUUACAUUUACAUUUUAGUCAUUUAGCAGACGCUCUUAUCCAGAGCGACUUACAGUUAGUGAAUACAUAUUUUUUUUAUACUGGCCCCCCGUGGGAAUCGAACCCACAACCCUGGCGUUGCAAACGCCAUGCUCUAUCAACUGAGCUACAUCCCUGCCGGCCAUUCCCUCCCCUACCCUGGACAACGCUGGGCCAAUUGUGCGCCGCCCAUGAGUCUCCCGGUCACGGCCGGCUGCGACAGAGCCUGGAUUCGAACCAGGAUCUCUAGUGGCACAGUUAGCACUGCGAUGCAGUGCCUUAGACCACUGCGCCACUCAGGAGCUAAACUGGAACAUAAACUGAAGCACAGCCACAAAGUCAGAACAGCUUUCCUAUUUUGACAACAGAUGCCGCUCCGGCGGGAGAAAUCAAUAGGCAAAUAUCACAGCCAAUCACAACACUGGCGGGUAAGUAAUACUGUGAAACAUUAUCAUUCCACUAUUACUGCAGAUAUAUUAUCGACAUUUUCUGAAAUUACAAUGUAAAAAUUAAACAACAAAAAAGUCCUAUGUGUAGCACCUUUAAAUACUACUAAAUCCAAAUCCACGAACAAGCUGUUGUGGGGCAAUUUGAUAUUAAUUCUGCGACUUACGACCUGUUUACCAAUCAGACCUUCUGUUUUAACCUGGAGGAGCUCAUCCAAUGGCUGUACACGGUGGUGGAGAGGAUGGAGGUGCUGGCUCCGCCCACUGUGGACAUCAAGAGUGUCAAGUCAUCUCUGGCGGAUUAUAAGGUCAGUGGUGCACAUACACAGAUCCUUUAAAUUAUCAUAUAAAUCAAUUCUAUAUGUAAUUCUAUUGGUGUACACUACACAUCCUCUCGGCUUUGGGAGAAUGGAAAGUGCCUUAUUAUUAAUCAACCCUCUCUGCCCCCUUCUCCAUUUUGUUUCUGUCUCUCUCUCUCUUAAUAUCUCUAUAUGCCUCUCUCCCUCUGUUCUUCCCUUUGUCUUCUUCACCCCAUCUCUCUCUCUCCUUCCCCCUCCCUUUCUCCCUCCACAGAGGUUUCAGAGAGAAGUAAACGCCCACCAGCCCCUGACCACCUCUGUUCUGCAAACUGGAGAGCUUCUCCUGGGUUGUUUGACCUCCAUUUCUCCCGGUGACCCUUCCAUCACUGACAAGUUGCUCUUUGCCUACAGCUACUUCAUUUGUAUCUACUGUAUCUCAGGUGUCACCCACCCUUGAUAAUCAGAACAGGUUUAUAAAUUAUGCUGCCUUCACACAGGAAUGACCCUGUUCUCAAUUCAAGCGGAUCAGCCUGUCAGACCAGACUUCUUCUUAGUAAAGGAUAUGGAAGUGUUUUACUGGAAGAAGACAAUGACCACCCUACACUAUUUCCUUUUGUGAAUUCUAAAAUACACUUGUGCUCCUUUACUAAUGGAAGAGUAAAAUGAAUUGCGUGACACAGCAACAACAUCUGAGACUGUUGAAGUAGGCACUGCCUGUGUUUUAAAGGGCUCCAAAUUACAUUGCAUGAUUAGUUUACGUGUUUGUGUGAAGGCUACCUUGGUCCUCUGUAGCUCAAUUGGUAGAGCAUGGCGCUUGUAACGCCAGGGUAGUGGGUUCGAUCCCCGGGACCACCCAUACGUAAAAAUGUAUGCACACAUGAUUGUAAGUCGCUUUGGAUAAAAGCGUCUGCUAAAUGGCAAUAUUAUUAUUAUUAUUAUUAUCAAAGGGUAGAAUUUAUUGUCUGCUAACAGUGAUGAGCUUGUCUAUUUGUUUCAGGUCUCAUAUAGGUCAGUUCAACAGCUAACACUGGUAUACUGUAGAUUUGUUCUGGCGGUCAGGGGAAUUCUAUACUCACAGUCCUCCCCUCUGACAGAAACAGGAAACACUGUGUGAGGAGAAUGCGGCCAUGCAUGCAUGACUAAGAGUGUUGGGGCUCUGUUUUUUUCUCUUUCUCUUAUUCCAAAUGCUCUUAUUCCAAACAUGAAGGAAACUUCAAAUCAAAUUGUAUGUGUCACAUGCGCCGAAUACAACAGGUGUAGAACUUACAGUGAAAUGCUUACUUUCAAGCCCUUAACCAACAAUGUAGUUUUAAGAAAAAUAAGUGUUAAGUAAAAAAUAGAUAAGUAAAAAAUUAAAAACUAAUAAUUAAAGAGCAGCAGUAAAAGAAAAUAACAGUAGGGAGGCUAUUAUGCAGGGGGUACCGGUACAGAGUCAAUGAGCGGGGGCACAGGUUAGUCAAGGAAAUUGAGGUAAUAUGUACAUUUCCAGUCAAAAGUUUAGACACACCUACUCAGUCAAGGGUUUUCUUUCUUUAUUUUUUUACUAUUUUUUACAUUGUAGAAUAAUAGUGAAGACAUCAAAACUACGAAAUAACACAUAUGGAAUCCUGUAGUAACCAAAAAAGUUAGCCACCCUUUGCCUUGAUGACAGCUUUGCACACUCUUGGCAUUAUCUCAACCAGCUUCAUGAGGUUGUCACCUGGAAUGCAUUUCAAAUAACAGGUGUGCCUUAUUAAAAGUUAAUUUGUGUAAUUUAUUUCCUUCUUAAUGAGUUUGAGCCAAUCAGUUGUGUUGUGACAAGGUAGGGGGGAUAUGCAGAAGAUAGCCCUAUUUGGUAAAAGACCAAGUCCAUACUAUGGCAAGAACAGCUCAACUAAGCAAAGAGAAACGACAGUCCAUCAUUAUUUUAAGACAUGAAGGUCAGUCAAUACGGAAAAUGUCAAGAACUUUGAAAGUUUCUUCAAGUGCAGUCACAAAAACCAUCAAGCGCUAUCAUGAAACUGGCUCUCAUGAGGACUGCCACAGGAAUGGAAGACCCAGAUUUACCUCUGCUGCAGAGGAUAAGUUCAUUAGAGUUACCAGCCUCAGAAAUUGCAGCCCAAAUAAAUGCUUCACAGAAUUCAAGUCACAGACACAUCUCAACAUCAACUGUUCAGAGGGGACUGUGUGAAUCAGGCCUUCAUGGUCGAAUUGCUGCAAAGAAACCACUACUAAAGGACACCGAUAAGAAGAAGAGACCUGCUUGGGCCAAGAAACACAGAAAUGUGUCCUUUGGUCUGGAGUCCAAAUUGGAGAUUUUUGGUUCCAACCACUGUGUCUUUGUGAGACACGGUGUGGGUGAACGGAUGAUCUCAGAGUGUGUAGUUGCCACCAUAAAGCAUGGAGGAGGAGGUGUUAUGGUGUGGGUGUGCUUUGCUGGUGACACUGUCUGUGAUUUAUUUAGAAUUCAAGGCAUUCUGCAGCGAUACGCCAUCCCAUCUGGUUUGGGCUAAGUGGGACUAUCAUUUGUUUUUCAACAGGACAAUGACCCAAAUGCCAAGAGUGUGCAAAGCUGUCAUAAAGGCAAAGGGUGGCUAUUUGAAGAAUCUCAAAUAUAAAAUAUAUUUUGAUUUGUUUAACACUUUUUUGGUUACUACAUGAUUCCAUAUGUGUUAUUUCAUAGUUUUGAUGUCUUCACUAUUAUUCUACAAUGUAGAAAAUAGUAAAAAUAAACCCUUGAAUGAGUAGGUGUGUCUAAACUUUUGACUGGUACUGUAUAUGUAGGUAGAGUUAAAGUGACUAUGCAUAGAUAAUAAACAGAGAGUAGCAGCAGCGUAAAAGAGGGGGUGGGUGGGGGACAAUGCAAAUACUCCGGGUAGCCUUGGUGAGUUGAAUGUGAAAUGUACCACUAAAGUUUCCCAUUUCUCUUCUGUUUUCUAUGCUAAUCUCUAUAAUACUCUCUCUUCUCUCUUCCCCCGUCUCUCCCCCCCUCUCUCUCUUCCUCUUCUUAUGUCCCCCAGUUCUGAAAGAGACCCUCUGUCUUAUUGAGAGGCAGUCCAGGGUGCUGGAGACCCACUCAGAGCACCUCUUCUCUUCUUUUCUCUCAGCCAUGGACAGCCUGACCCAGCCCGGGGAGCCCAGUGGGGGAGAGGAGACCCAGGCAGGGGACUCCGACAGGGUGGAGGUCCAGGGGACAGCUCAGUGA
This is a messenger RNA of Coregonus sp. 'balchen', 7441 nucleotides long. NCBI's taxonomy places the organism in Eukaryota, Metazoa, Chordata, Actinopteri, Salmoniformes, Salmonidae. The record is from the annotation of a GenBank genome assembly.